This is a messenger RNA of Toxotes jaculatrix (banded archerfish), 4711 nucleotides long. It is a transcript of the gene septin6, whose product is annotated as septin 6. Gene Ontology annotation, biological process: cytoskeleton-dependent cytokinesis; cilium assembly. Gene Ontology annotation, molecular function: GTPase activity; molecular adaptor activity; GTP binding. Bases 13 to 1311 code for a protein of 432 amino acids. NCBI's taxonomy places the organism in Eukaryota, Metazoa, Chordata, Actinopteri, Toxotidae. The record is from RefSeq and is a predicted model, not a curated record. Gene Ontology annotation, cellular component: microtubule cytoskeleton; septin complex; cell division site. The transcript is spliced from 11 exons.
AAUCAGUCUAACAUGGUGAGAUAUGGUGGAAAUUGUGUCUGGUUUGAGUGUUAUUUGGGUGAAGGUGCUCGUGCCGUCCCUCUGGCAGGCCAUGUCGGCUUUGACAGCAUGCCUGACCAGCUGGUCAACAAGUCUGUCAACCACGGAUUCUGCUUUAACAUCCUCUGUGUUGGUGAGACAGGACUGGGGAAGUCCACCCUGAUGGACACAUUGUUCAACACCAAGUUUGAGGGCGAGCCAACCCAGCACAACCAGCCAGGAGUCACGCUCAAGUCCAACACCUAUGAACUCCAGGAGAGUAACGUGCGCCUCAAACUCACUGUUGUCAACACCGUGGGCUUUGGAGACCAGAUCAAUAAAGAAGACAGCUACAAGUCCAUUGUGGAGUUUAUUGAUGCCCAGUUUGAAGCAUAUCUACAGGAGGAACUGAAAAUCAAGCGGACGCUACACAGCUACCACGACACCCGCAUCCACGCAUGCCUGUACUUCAUCGCUCCCACGGGGCACUCACUCAAAUCCCUGGACUUGGUGACCAUGAAGAAACUUGACAGCAAGGUCAAUAUAAUCCCAAUCAUUGCCAAGUCAGAUGCCAUCUCCAAGAGCGAGCUGGCCAAGUUCAAACUCAAAAUCACCAGUGAGCUGGUCAGCAACGGUGUGCAGAUCUACCAGUUCCCUACUGAUGAUGAAUCUGUGGCAGAGAUCAACUCCACCAUGAACAGCCAUUUGCCGUUUGCCGUGGUGGGGAGCACAGAGGAAGUGAAGAUUGGUAACAAGAUGGUGAAGGCCCGGCAGUACCCCUGGGGGACGGUGCAGGUGGAAAACGAGAAUCACUGUGACUUUGUCAAACUGCGAGAAAUGCUGAUCAGAGUGAACAUGGAGGACCUGCGGGAGCAGACUCACACACGCCAUUAUGAGCUCUACCGCCGCUGCAAACUGGAGGAGAUGGGCUUUAAGGACACCGACCCUGACAGCAAGCCCUUCAGUCUGCAGGAGACAUAUGAAGCUAAGAGGAACGAGUUCAUGGGUGAGCUGCAGAAGAAAGAAGAAGAAAUGAGGCAAAUGUUCGUCCAGAGAGUCAAAGAGAAGGAGGCUGAGCUUAAAGAAGCAGAGAAAGAGUUGCAUGAGAAGUUUGACCGUCUGAAGAAGCUCCACCAGGACGAGAAAAAGAAACUGGAGGAAAAGAAGAAGGCCCUGGACGACGAGCUCAACACAUUCAAACAGAAAAAGACUGCAGCAGAGCUCUUGCAGAACCAAGCUCAGCAGGCAGGGGGCUCCACCACGCUUAAGAGGGACAAAGAGAGGAAAAACUGAUGUGACUCCGUGCCUGUUAGAAAAGGAAGAAGACACUUGCACUGAGAAGCUUAGGAUCCCUGUAGAAAAAGUGCUCCCUUGUGGCCAUCCUGCUGUGAAUGAGUUUCCACCCCAUCAUCCUUUACCGUACCCCUUACCCACCCUCACCCAACCCCCAUAAUUCAACCCUCCACGUGCCCCCCACCCCUCCCACUCCCUGCUCUGUGGAAGAUGCUGGGCAUUGCUAUCAGUUUUACAUCACUUGUUUUUGCUGAAUGAUGCUUGUCUGUCAUUUGGUUUAUACAAGCAAUUAUUCAGCGUGUCUUUUUAUACAACUUGACAAAAAAAUAUAUGCAUUCCGUAUUUGUUUUAUAUUCAGCGAUUCUUUGCAUGAUGGAGUGAGCUUUUUUAAUAUUAACAUACAUGACUACUGUUGUGAUGGGUAGAAAUGUAUUGAGGCUAAAGGGAAAUCAUGCAUCAGACACUGGGACCUUAUUGUGUGCAUAUUUGGUCAAAGAUCUGCCGUAGAGUACAGUGAAGAAAGAAUGAAGACAGCUGAGGACUGACAUUAAGUUAAUGUCUUAUAAAACUGAUCCAUCUUCAGCUUAGUGGUUCUCAAUUUUACAAUUUGAGACUCUCUGAAAUACCUGCUCACCUUUAAAUGGUGAACAGCAGUUACCAACAGUUACCACUGAACUUGAGAUCUAGUUUUCUACUUUGGUAUUUAUGUCCCUUUGCUGGUGUUGUUUUACUUUAGCCUGAUGCAUGAGUAGAUGUGAGCCUAAUCUCUUUGCCACUUCUCCCAUACCUCAUUCAUUGUCAUGUGUUGUGUGCAUAUUUGUAUUAGCUUUCACAUUUGCACUUUGUUUACACACAAAUGUGAUAUUUCUUAAGUAUAUAUUAAUGUUGUCAGUGCAAUUGUAACUUUCUUUUUAUUUUACCUAUUAUGAAGGCACAUUGAAAAGUCAUUCAUCUUGAUGUCCAUUGUCCUGCAGGGACCAGUGUUGUUUUGUAUCAUUGUUGCACAUAACCAAAAAAAAAAAAAAAAAAAAAUCUCGAGAAAAUAAAGGCCAAUUUUUCACCAAAUGUUACAACUGUGGCCAUAAUCAUUGUGUAUGACAAACAUUGCUGUAAAUUAGGUGAUUAAAUGAAAGUUUAAUGAAUCUCAAUGGGUAAAGUUGCUGAAUGAAGGCUUUACUUUGAUGUUAUCCCCUUUGUUCAUGUCCAAAUUUCAGUGUAAACUGUGUGGUCCUAAGUGUCCUCACAGCUUUGGCUAACAUCUCAAAGUCACGUUUUUUUCUUUUGUUACUCUCCGUUCUUUGAUUUUAAAAUCUUCAGGUAUGUUUAUUUCUUUUAUCUCAGAAUCACAGAGCAUUUGUUACCUCAGUUAUUUCUUUUUUUUCACCACUUCAAGGUUCAAGAUUACUGUUUUGUUUUUUUUGUCUUGUGAAAGGGAAAAGAUUGAAAACAUUCCUGCUUUGAAAAACACUCUGGUUCCACAUGAUAAUCAGGGUCAGAAUACAUCUAGAGUAGAGCCAUUCCCUCUUCCUACCCCUCAGCUCACUGGUCUGUGUGGUUUCACUUUCCUUUGCAGUAAUCCCUGGCUCUGCACUGAGUAGGUCCUCAACCCUCAAGCUUUGCUAAGGGACCAGCCUUUUGUGGGUACUGAGUACCUCAAAUGUGACCCGAGGCUCUGUGGACCCCAUCCUUCAGGGUUUCUUAAUCAUUACCUGCUCUUGCUAUGAAAUGGGUUAAUGUGUGUUCGUGUUUCACUGCUCCUCUAACCUCACCUUGAGCGAUCUAAUUCUUGCUUUAUUAUGCUACUGCUUAUGCUUAUGUGUGUACUGUUUUUUGCCUUGACUAACACCCUUUUCCACUUAAGUUGUGACAGAGAUAUUACAUGUACACUUGUUCAUUUAUUCUAAUAUUUGGAUAGCACGUUUACAUUUUGUCUCACUUAGAUGGACCACAGACAAGUAGACAAUCCUGUGGAAUUAUAACACAUCUACAAGAUUCAUUCACUGUUUUAAAAAAUUCAAACAGCAUCGUCAGUGGGCACAAUAUCUUCUCAUUAUUCACGCUUAAUGUGUUGUUUGAAUGAUUUUCUCCCGGAUAUCAGAUGCACUUCUAAAUCUUUGACUCUGGCCCUUACGUUUUUAUGAAUGUUUCUGCUUUGCCAACUCCUCUAACUGCUGGCUUUCUUUCUCUUUGUCUCUUUAGCUUCUUUUAAUCUGUCUUGACCACCUGAAGAGGGGAUUGCAGCUUCAGCAAGAACUAAGCACCCUUUACCUCUUCCUGUUUUUCUCGCUGUAUCAACCUUUUAUAUUUUCUCCCCAUUGCAUCUCAUUUUUGUUGAAUAUGGCCUUAUGUGGACUCGCAUGGUAUUUCUGACCACCUAAUGAAGCUCUAAACCCAGGCAGGUUGGGAACCGGGCACAGUUUAAAUCUGCUAUUAUGUCUUAAUGUAUAUAAAGGGACUCUUGUAGUUAAUAGAAGUCAUCAGUGGGGGGUUUACACAUUUGCAGGACUCAUAAGUUGAAGUUGUUAUUUGAUCUUUACUUGAAAUAAGACUGCAAUGAACUGCACUAUGCACUCAUUUUUUUUCAGUGGGAUUCUUAAUACAAAGUGCACCUCAGAAUAAAAUGCAACUGCAACAUCAAAGCUUACUCAUAAAGUAAAAACUCACCAAGGAAAGGUGCACUUAAUGUAUGAUGUGGUUUGAAGUACAGUAUAAUGAGUAGAAAGGUUUUCUGAACAUUGAAAUUAAACAGCAGAAUUAAAUUAGAGUCAUGAUCAUGUAAAAGCCAAAGUAAUAUUUAUAUUUAGCACUUCAUUUUAUGGUGCCCAUGUUUACAUGUCACUCUUGAAUACCAUGGAGGUCACAUGUCAUGGCCUUUUAUUACACACUGUGCUUUAAUAUUCACAAGCCUAUUCUAUAUUUUGCAUGCAUCUUUUUAUUUCAUUACCGCUGUGAUCUUUGACCUGCUUGUUUUUAUCCCCUAAUAACUCGGUUUUGCAGUCUGUUUCAACUUCAUCGCUGUUUUCUUCAAAAUGGUGCAUAUUAUUCAUGUAUAUUUGCUCUGUCCUAUGAUUCCAGCUCCCACUUUGCCAAAUAUUAGAAUAAGAUGGAGUUGAACUGAAUCCCAGAUAGGAGUAUUAAAAAAAUACUCAUGCAUUUAUAUAAUUUAUAAGGAUAUAUUUUGUGUAUUGAAGUGGAGACUUGUUGUUUAUUACCUAUGAUCAUUGGACGUGACUCUGAGUGUAAAGUAACAUUUUGGUGUCGAAAAAAAAAGGCCAUACAUUUUUCUAGUAUCAGUCAUCACCUCUUGUAGUCAAAAGCUCUCCCACAUGACAAAUGUUUCAAUAUCUUACUUUAAUUUGACUCCAUUGAUGUACAUUUUCAAUAAAAAAUAUGAUCCAAA